Suillus paluster is the source of this 312-nucleotide messenger RNA. RefSeq lists its product as uncharacterized. The annotation marks the transcript as partial. The record is from RefSeq and is a predicted model, not a curated record. Lineage: Eukaryota; Fungi; Basidiomycota; Agaricomycetes; Boletales; Suillaceae. The transcript is spliced from 2 exons.
CAGGUAGAAAGACGUGUCACAUCAUGGAAGGAGUCGCGAAGCCACAAGCAACAUCCUUGUCCAGAGUUUCAGCUCAAAUGGGAGGCUGAGGUGGUUGAGUAUGUGCAGUGCCUGUGGAAGAAAACCCUGAACGACUCACCAAAUACACUGGGCUUCAAUGUCCCAUUGCUUGGCCCUCGAUUUCUGCCACCAACAUAUCUGCACACUUGUAAGUGUCCAGGCAAUGGAGCAGUUGAACCAAUGAUACAAUACCUGAAGCCAUUCAACAUUGUCCACCCUUUUUACAUCCCACAGCUUGCACGAUGCCCUUGA